Messenger RNA from Rhipicephalus sanguineus (brown dog tick), 4117 nucleotides. Its product is annotated as deubiquitinating protein VCPIP1. The record is from RefSeq and is a predicted model, not a curated record. Gene Ontology annotation, biological process: Golgi reassembly; protein K48-linked deubiquitination; protein ubiquitination. Gene Ontology annotation, molecular function: cysteine-type deubiquitinase activity. Lineage: Eukaryota; Metazoa; Arthropoda; Arachnida; Ixodida; Ixodidae. The transcript has 16 exons. Bases 257 to 3559 code for a protein of 1100 amino acids.
GUAGCUGGUGGUGGCUCCAGUGGCUCUUGGAGCUUGGAGAUUUUCCGGUGCCCCUGUUGUUGGGAUUCACCGCUCUUUCCCAGCUGGCUCGGCUCGAACUAGCGUGCUCGUGUGUGGACGUUUGUAAUCGUUCAGUUGUCUGUCAUGGGACGAACGAGUCAUCACUGAGAUGGAUGCAAAUGACUUGCUUCCGAACCUUUCACGAGCAUCGCUACAACUGACGUGAUCCCGCGCACUCGGGCCAACAGCAGAGAGGAUGGACACGCCAUUGGCAGGAGGUGGUGGCGCACCCAAGGAGCCCGCACAGCCACGUGUGCUGAGCGCGACGUGUCCCGACGAGGCGUGCUGUGCGCGCCUCUUCUUUCCGUCCUACGACCAGAGUGUCGAGUGCCCCCAGUGCGGCCAGCGCCACGACCGGACAGCUCUGCGUGAUGUGCAGGAGGUGUCCAACCCGGGAAUUGCCUUUCAUUCGCUCAUCCGAAACAUCCUCAUUAGCAACCUUGUGCCCAAGCACGGCGAGGACACCAUCAAGGUGCGUGGCCUGUCCAACUACCACUGCAAGCUCGUCUCGCCGCUGCUCACCACCUACGGCAUGGACAAGCAAUCGGGCAAGGCUCGACUGCUUUCGGAGAUGGGCGCGGGCGCCUACUUCGAUUGCAGCGUGCUGGCAGUGCGCGCUUUCCGCAUCGACCCCGAGCUGGUGGACGUGGCGGGCUACGGCAAGGACGUGUCAGGGAGUCUGUCAUACCUGCGCGGCACCCUGGCACUGGUGCGGGCCCACAACGACGGAGAGGACAGGCUGCUGCCCGUACACGUGGACGGUGACGGCCACUGCCUGGUGCAUGCGGUGUCGCGGGCGCUGGUCGGUCGGGAGCUCUUCUGGCACCCGCUGCGGUGCCAUCUCAAGCGGCACCUGGAGGAACAUCUUUCCAAGUACAAGGAACUGCUCAAGGACUUUGUGGACGAAAAGGAGUGGCCCGCGAUCAUCGCCGAGUGCGACCCGGACUUCCUGCCGCCCGAGGGAGAGCUGCUGGGGCUGCGCAACAUCCACGUCUUCAGCCUGGCCAACGUGCUGCGGCGGCCCAUCAUCCUGCUUGACUCGCUGGCAGGCAUGCAGAGCCCCGGUGACUACGCAGCCCUGUUUCUGCCCAGCCUGGUGGCGCCCGAACAGUGCCGCGGGGGUCCCCGAAACCGCCGGAACCCACCUCUCUGCCUCUCCUGGAGCUCGUCGGGCCGCAACCACUACAUUCCGCUGGUCGGCGUGCGCAUGGGUGACAAGCUUCCACAGAUCCCGCGGUCGCUGCUGCCCAAGGCAUGGGGGGUGCCGCACAGUCUGGUCGACUCGUACAUCGACUUCGAUGCCAAAGGCUGCUGCGUUGUCGGUGGCGACUACCAGCUGUCCGAGGGCUACCUGAUGCGACUGACCGCGGCCAUGGACGAAGUUUUUCAGCACAAGCACGGCGUGCACCCAACUCUUGUUGCUGACGUUCACCACUACGUCUACAAACGGACGGGUGUGGUGGGCAUCCACCCGUUGCUGGUGGUGCGGGCAACGCAGAAGGCCCUGGCCGAGCGGCGCCUCUACCGCUGCCUGACGUGCAACGCUGUCUGUGAGCACCAUGUGUCGCCCGAGUGGUUCCGGCCGGGGGGCCUCCUCUACACCACCCUGCAGGAGAGCGUCAAGAACCCGAUGCCCGAGAAGCUCUACACCUUUCGGCAGUACGGUGUCACUUGCUGGUACAACCGUGAGAAGGAUGAACUGGUGCCAGUGAUUGCAAAGAACACGCUGGAACACUGUACCUGGUGCAAAAGUACUCAUGUCCGGCACCUCCGUGGGGACGGAACCUUAGAGCUCCGGAACGGGGAUCGCACCCGCACGCCAUCCAACUCCAAGUACUGCAGUUGCGGCUUCAAGCACUUCUGGGAUGGCAAGGAGUAUGACACCUUGCCCUUGCAGAUCACAGUGUCCCUUGAGUGGAAUGACAAGGUGGUCAAGGACACAGUGUUCUGGUUCCAGCAUGAGAGCGACGCCUCGCUCAACAGCAACGUAUACACGGUCGCCUCCGAGGUGGUCAACAAGCACUUUCCCGGCGUGUUUGGCUCGGAGCGCCUGUUGCAGCAAGUGGUGGACCAGAUUCUGGAGCAGACUCGGCUGCCCGAGGAUUCGAUGGAGGAGGACCGGACGGAGGGCAGCGAUGGAGAGGCCGGUGGAGUGGGACGCUGCCGGUCGCCCCACGGACCUCUCACCACUGCAUCAAGCUCCUCUGCCACCGCUUCCAAGUUCAUCAUCAAGGGUUACAAGACGCUUCACAAAGAGGAGCUAGGCGUGAGUGAGACAGAGCGCCGGCUUCUCGAGCGGAUACAGGGUCACGCCACCACGUCCAGGAGGAAACACGGGUCACCCGAGCGGGACCGCCAGUCCACUGUGUCCGGCACGCCGGCCACGUCACCCAUUUCUGUCGUCUCCAACACGUCACUCACCACGGCACAGCCUACGCUCGUUGAACGACCAAACUUCGUGCGGGUGGUCACCUCUGACGGGCGACAGGGUCAGCUGAGGCCCAGUGCCUUGGGCAUCACACUCACCGAGCUACGGGCGUGGGUGACCGCAGAGUUCGGGAUCCCUGUCGAGCGACAGCUCCUCAAGAGUGGCAUCCCACCGCGAGUGCUCGCAGAGCCCCCCGACGGGGGCGCCCUGUCACUCUCUCACGGCGACCGCGUCAUCGUCGAGGUUGUUGGGACCGACCCCUCUGCGAGCGGCGUUGCACAGGGGGGCCUGCUCAAUGCAGCCAGUAUGAGUGAUGCCACCCUGGAAGGUGACUUGGUGAGGCACUUGCAAGAGGCCCAGAAGAUCCUGUCGCUAGAGUCCGGCCUGCGGGCAAUGCUUGGCCACCUGAAGCGGACGGGCGCGACUGUGUGGUCGUACGCACAGGAGAACGAGUGGCUGUUCUGUCGCGGAGGCCUCUUCUAUGCUCAGAUGCAGCGAGACGUGGGCCUCGUCGACGGCAAGCACUGUCACCUGCCGCUCAUCCCUGACAAGGUGUUCACGUACAAUGCCAAGCAUGACCGCCUCGAGCUAUGCUUCGAGCCGUACGGCCACUUUGCCAUCGGCCCCGAUGUAGAGGCCAAGAUUGCUAGCGGCCAAGUUGGUAGCACGGGCCAACACCAUCAGAGCCCAACCACGUCGCCCACUUCGGCAACGGCAGCCUCCUCCUCGUCUGCGGCAGCCGCCGAAGGAGCGUCUACCUCACCGGCCAGCUCAAACACCGCCGGCAGCUCCACAGAUGAAAAGAAGUCUGCCGGUGUCGUAGCCAAGCCGAGCCGGACCGUGGUGCGCAAGGGUCCCGGCUUCACAGUGCUAGCUCCCGCCUCGCCGGAAAAACCAAAGAAGCCAGCAGAGUCCGGGCACAGCGAGCAGGAGCGGGCUCUGGAGCAGCUCCAGACGGUCGUAUCUAUGCUCCAGGACCAAGAAAGCAGGGCCGUCACCGAAGUGGAUCCUGAACCCAGCUGGAGGAGAAGGGGCAACAACGAAGAUCCCGACGGCAUGGACACGGACUGACUGGCCUUGCCGUACCUCUCCGUUCUGUCAAAGGAGCUUGGCGAAAAAGAGAAAAGAAAGGAAAAACCGUUGCAUUGUGAUAGACUGUGGUUUUGUACACAAGGUUCUGCGUGUGCAUGUAUGGCGUUUGAUAAUGAAGAAGUCCUCAUCAUAACAACUAAGUGUAAAGAGGGAGGGAGCUUUUCUAGACCUACGCUUGGGAAGUGCUAACGGGCUAUGGUGCCAAACGCACCUUGUUUUGGUAUAGAGAAGUGUUGGAAGUGCAAGGAGAUGCCUGAACAGCCGAGUAGACGUUAUUUAUGAACAUCUAGUCCAUACCACUGACCGUAUAUUUUGUCGGCGAGAUUAACGGGGUGCAAGUCGUCUGGGAAGGGCCAAGGGGGUGUGGCAAGCAUGUCCCGUUCCCCCAGCUGUGCAUAUAUGUAUCUAUAAUCUGUAAUUGCACUUCGAAAAGGGCUCUAGCUUUUUUUUCUUUUUCAAGUGUACAGUUACGAGCGUGCGUUUAACCUUUGUGGAUUGUAUUUGAAGCUGAAUAAAUUGAUUGAUUUCGAUCUGUCU